AUGACGGGCAAAGCGCUGUUUUUUCUGGCUUUAAUCGGCCUUUCAAGCCAACACGAACUGCUUGAUGUUGUCGGGCAGACGUUUACCGGCUGCUCGCUUUGCCAAUUCAGUCAACAAUCGGUGGGCAAGGAUUUCAAAAAUACGCUUCACUCCAAGAUUCAAACCGCCUGCCAACAGCUCCACGCCCAAGGGCGGCCGGAAUUUUGUGGAAUUGUGGCCGAGAAGGCGGCUGGUCGGAUGGCGAAGUAUUUGACGACCAAGGCCUCCGAAUUCGGCGACUGCUCCUCGAUUUGCAGCACGCCGAGGCCGAUUCCCGCUUCUGGACUGUGUACCUAUACAUCUGAGGUUGCGCGAGAAAUGGAAAAGCUCUACGAUGACCUCCGUGAAUCUUUGACAACGCUGUGCUCCGGGCGUCCCGACGAGAAGAUGUGCAAGGCGGAGGUGCAGGCGAGGCUCUCCCACGGCCAACUCUUGUUCAAAUCUGUCCUAAAAACGCUAGCAUUCCGCGUGGAUCCAAAGGACGGUUGCGGAAUUGUCGGCGCAGGUCCACAUAUUCGAGAUAGUCCAUUCCCGCCAGAGUGUGCUCUCUGUGGUACGCUUACGGAAUUCCUGACGCAGUCGUUAUUUACGGAAGGGAUCUUCAACGCGUUACUGGACGUGGUGAUGAAGGUGUGCAAGCUGAUCGCGCCGCUGGUGGGGAUACAGUUGCCGUGCGACGACAAAGAUGAGAUGGGCCCGCUCCUCCAGUUCGUCCUGAACGGCUUCGUGGUGCCGAUGCUGUACCCGGCCAGCGACGGCAUCUCGCAGCUUUGUAAUUGCUUCCAACAGCAGACGUGCCCUUCGCAGGUCCCCGACAGCAAGUGUCCAUUU
Messenger RNA from Mesorhabditis spiculigera, 870 nucleotides. NCBI's taxonomy places the organism in Eukaryota, Metazoa, Nematoda, Chromadorea, Rhabditida, Rhabditidae. The record is from the annotation of a GenBank genome assembly.